AUGCGCGCACCCGGGAUAACUUAUCAGGAGCGACGCAACAUGGAAGCCAUGGCCAAAAACCUACAUGACGCCCGUAGUCGGAUUGGUUAUCAUCAUCAUAACAUUACUGACAUGUCAGAGGUGGUGGAUACGAUGUGUGGUUAUGUAUACGCCGCCAGGAGGAUGGAAAUUAGAGCUAUGAUCACUAGUGCUAUCACGAGAGGGCUAGCAUUGAUUCUGGCAGUGGCACUUGUCUGGAACGAUGGCCCAAAGAAGAAACACCCGCUCACGCCCAACACAGCCUGA
Messenger RNA from Lactuca virosa, 285 nucleotides. The record is from the annotation of a GenBank genome assembly. Lineage: Eukaryota; Viridiplantae; Streptophyta; Magnoliopsida; Asterales; Asteraceae.